Molecule: messenger RNA, 4532 nt
Organism: Osmia lignaria (orchard mason bee)
Lineage: Eukaryota; Metazoa; Arthropoda; Insecta; Hymenoptera; Megachilidae
Biological process (GO): ERAD pathway
Cellular component (GO): BAT3 complex
Molecular function (GO): misfolded protein binding; polyubiquitin modification-dependent protein binding
Source: RefSeq, a predicted model, not a curated record
GUUUUACCUAGGGAAUCAUGGAACUGGUAUAUUGGCAACGCUUGUGAUUUUACUAACAAAGCGAAUUCUGGGUAAAAUAACGUGUGUCGUGUCGGCCGUCGCAGUAAAAUUUCAUCGUUUUGCCGCAUCAAUUAAGGCCGAUCAACGAUGAUUGACCUUACAGUGAAGACCUUGGAUUCACAAAAUCAUGCUUUUUCUUUGGAAGACGAUCAAAUUACAGUAAGGGGCUUUAAAGAAUAUAUAGCAGAGUCUGUGGCAGUACCAGCAGAUUCGCAAAGACUUAUUUAUUGUGGUAGAGUUCUUCAAGAUGAGAAGAAAUUAAAUGAUUAUGAUGUUAAUGGAAAAGUUAUACAUUUGGUACAACGUGCGCCACCUCAACCUGGUCAACGAGGAAAUGAUGGAGGCCAAAGUCAGGGCCAAAAUCAUGGAUCACACGGCUGGCAAAAUGCACAAAGAACACACUACAGACUCACCCGUGCUCAAAUGCAUGGCAAUGCCAUGUAUUUGGGUGCUAUGUCAGUACCAGCUGAAAUUGUUGAAGGACAUGGACUAGCGCUACCUCAGUUCAGUAAUACUUUAUCUAAUGGUCGAUUAAUUGUCGCGAGACACAUGGUUGAACGCACAAAUAGGCUUAUGGACAGGCUUGAGAAUCCGUCCCGUCCUGUUAAUCUUGCUGCAUCUGAAAAUAAUCGACCAGCUUUGGGUGAAUUAAUGCAAGAAUCAGAACUGGAACCAGAACAGUUUGUUUUCAGUAAUAUCGAGGGUAGAACAAAUAAUGGUGCCAUAUUAGCAGAAGCUGCUGCAGCUGCAGCAAUAGUAGCUGCUUUAUCUGCAGCUGGAGCUAAUAAUGUGACACCACUUAGGGCAGGAAGUAGCGAUGAAACGGCUGAAGCAAGGCCAACAACCGAGGCUGCUGAAGAAAAUCAAACAGAUUCACAACAGCCGCAACAACCACAAGCUGAACAACAAGGAUCUACAUCGAAUACUGAUGGACAGUCUAAUAGACGAGCGUCACCACAGCUUCCACGACCUCCACAGUUGGCAGAAUUAUUGGAAAUGUUACAGGAUACUCAAGCUCGUUUGCGACCGGUAUUAGACCGGUAUUGUAAAAUUAUGCGUGAUGAUCCUUCAUUACCGCCAGGGGGGAGACGAGUUGAAGAAAAUCAGGCGUAUGUGGAUGGUGCCAAUGAAUGCUUACACUACAUGUCUCACGCUUGUCACGCUUUAAGUGAUAUAAUUGUUGAUAUGAGUCAGCAACCACCAAGAAAUUUGCGAUGCAGACCAAUUAUUAUUCAACAUUCAGCUAUCUUACAGCCCGGUAUACCAAUCCAGGUAGAGGCGCACAUCAGUUUACAUGGUCGUAAUGCAAAUAAUAAUAAUGGUAAUGAAGAAAGUGGGGACUCGACUAAUAAUGCUUCGCAACCAGAAUCAGCCGAAAGCAAUGCCGAAGAUUCCAGUCAACAGCCAGAACCUGAAUCUGCUACUCAACAACAGGCAGAACAACCGCAACAACAACCGCAAGAGCAGGCACAGUCUCCAUUUGGCACGGUGUUUAACUUGCCAAAUAAUGUGGAAGUAUUGAUGGAAGUUAGUCCUGAAAGUAAUAUGGAUGCUGCAUCAGGAAGUGAACAAACUCAAACAGGUGAAAAUAAUAACAACAACAAUAACAAUAAUGUCGGAGGAAGAGUAGGUGGUACUGCUGGUGGAUUUUCUUGGGGUUCAGCUCCCGCGCCUGAUUUCAUACGAAAUUUAAUGCAGGCUGUUGCUGGACAUAUGGUACAAAGUGGUAUGACUAAUACAACAAUUACAACUAGAAAUCCUGUAACAGUUGGACAACAAAAUGUUACGACGAUGGACAGUGGAAAUACGAACGCCGGACAAAGCACCCAAGCGCGAAGCAACGUUGGUACUCAUCCUACCACGGCAACACAGACUAGAAGUACAUCGCGUCCCCAUGUAUUUCAUCAACAGGCUCACCCCUUGGGUGUUGGAAUGAGUAUAGGACAAGCGUUUGACUUUGAUCCAUUCCUGCCGUGUAAUUCGCAUCACGUUCGUCGAACAUCGACUACAAGUUCUAAUACUGUCACGUCUACAUCACAGUCUACGCAAACAAGUCAAACAGCUACGUCUGAAACUCAGUCACAGGCACAAACAGCAACAACUUCAAGCGCAACCAGUAACACUAGCUCUACGAAUACUACAGCAUCGACAACAUCACAAACAAAUACAAACGAUCCAUUCAUGUUCUUGCCGCAACAAAUUUUAGGAGGCAGAAGCGGUCAACCACAAGCAAGCAUCAGUAUCAACAGUAACAAUCAUGAUCUAGCUGAAAGUCUUGGAAAUAUUCUACAAUUAUUUAGUGGUAGAAAUAUUCAUGUGGGUAUUGUAGGAGAUAGUGGGAAUCCCACCGGAAGCGAUGUUACAUUCGCGGAUUUAUUAGAACAUGCAGGCAUUCAAAUGAAUCUUCUUUCAUCACAGGAUUCAGAAAGCGAAGGAGAUUUACUUCUAGAUUUAGCUGUAUUAGUGGUUCAAAACUUGACGUUAGAAGGUAUAAUAAGAUUACGAACUGGUCAAUGGGAGCCAAUUUCGCAUCUUAGAAGACCGUUACAAGAGUUCUUGCAAUAUUCUUUCCCAAAUACCAGUACGGAAGCACUUCAGGAACAAGCUGCGGAACGAUUACUAUCUCAAUUAAGACCACUCUUUCAGAAUCUUUUCGCGUCAGAAGAGGAAGUUAAUAUUAGAAAUGGUUCGCGUAUAGAUAUUUGCGCAACUGUGGAAGCUUUACUUCGCCGUCAUAUCAAAGAUAUAUUACAAUUUCUAUUCAAUAAUGAUAUUGAUGAUGCCAGAUUUGGUCAAGAAAUUUUCAAUAUUGUCAAUAAUUUGGGAAGACAAUUGUGUGCAGUACUUCGAUAUUCCAUUCGUGGCGGACAAUCGGGAUUAGAAGUCGUAGUGUCCCGUUUCAUGACUGAGAUGUUGGAGGGUACGCGUCCUGAGUUUCAUCGAUGGUUGCCCAAUAUAUUUGUUGCUCAGUUACGUACUUACUCCUCGCGCGUUUCACAACCUCCAGAAUCAGAAAUUCUUCCGCUUUUAGUGUAUAAAGAUGUACCUUCUCAGCCGUCAACGGUGCCUUCAGCUCCAACUCAUCAACCUUCGCAGACACAAUCUGAAGUGGAGCCUAUGGAAACUGAAGCAAUUGAAGAAAGAACAACUUUCGAAGCAUCCUUGCCAGAUGAUGGCGAAGAAGUUCCAGAAACAUUUCCAGGUCAUGAAGCAUUACCUUCUGAUUGGGUACCGAUCAUUGCUCGAGACGGUGUACGACAACGUCGUCAAUUACAAAUGCAAGGAAUGACAAAUGGUGGCGUGGCAACGUUCAGCGAUGCUUAUUUAGGUACACUACCCACUAAACGGCGUAAACUUAUCGAGCAACAAAAACCGCGAUUAUUAGUUAGCCCAACUCCUAAUCAUUCAGCAAUAGCAGCAUCCAUGGAGCGUUUAGUAAGAGAAGGUGUAACCCGAGCGGGCGUCGAAGAAGUCGAGGGUGCUGCAGUCGCCGUGGCUGUAGAUCCAGGUGUUAGGCGUGCAUUCGGUCAAGCGAUCAGGGACUGCUUGAAUCCACGUAGAUACGGAACACCAGAUUUCCCAGAUCCCAUACGCUUCCCGAACGCGACAAAAUAUUUUUCAGAUCAAGAUAGGCAACCGAAAUAAUAACGAUAAGGGAGGAAACAGUUCAUAAUGGCUUAGAGUAUCUGUAAAGGAGAAACUAGGUAGCGUUGAAUGAAACGUGAAAAUUAACAGCGACCAAGGGAAUACACAAAAUAUAUUCAUAAAAUGUAACCACAAAUAUUACUAAUAAUUGUAAUUUCGUGCAUCGGUUGAAUAAUUUUGAUAAAUCUGGGAUACCUUCAGGUGUCACGUAACGAGAUAUUCCGUAAAGUAUUGAUUUCUUUAAUCGACGUAGCCUGUAGCUGUGUCAAGAGGUAUCUUUCAUUUUUUUUUUAAUCUAUAAAUAUGUUAAAUAAUUGACAGUGUACCUUUGUGUUAUUAAAAAUUAUGGUAAAUAAGUUACAGUUGCUCUCUCCCAUUAUGCUCUAUGUAUUCAUUGAUCCCCAACACGCUACUAUGUUAAAAUACUUUUUUUUUUUUCAUUAUUAAAAUGUGUUUUCUGUAGAAUUAUCGUUACACAAAUGUUAAACGCAAAUGUAUUGUUCUUAAUCAAAUGAUCCCUGUGUAGGUAUUAUACAGAUAAUAAUACGUAUUGUACGCUAUUUAUGUGUCGUCGAUAUUAAAAUGAUCUUUUUCAUAUAGAUUCCAUUUUUUUAAUAACGAUGACACUAUCAUUAAUCGAUAUCAACUGUACUAAAUUAUAGUCCACUAUUCGAUUUAAGGAGGGAAGCGUGGAAUGAUCGAUGGUAUUUGAAAAAGUGAUUAGACACGAUUCAAUACGUCCCACUGUAAUCAUGGAUUAUCUAAGGCUAUAGUUUGUUUCACGUAAGCUUUGUUAAAUAAUGUGUUAUAAACUUUUACCCAAACAA